UGUGGCUGUGGUAACUAGUGGAAAACUAGUUUCCGUCCUUCAUCCAACGAGUUAGCAAACUAGCAUUAGCAUCUCAAUAAUCCCUCGUUCAAUCUGAGUAAGUACACGUAUUUGUGAAUGGUUCUUGCCGGUCUUCAUUUAGACCUGUGUUAUUUCUACGCAUUUCAUUUAUCUAACAGAUUUCAAUUGUACAAUACGAGUGGAAGAAAUAUGUUAGACCUUGCACAUAAUCAGCCCGUUGAGCGUGCAGGAGGAGAAGAUGCUAGCAAGUAACGCUACUGUCAGAUUGACUGCUACAAUGCUUCCUCAAUCUGAAAUAACUAGCUAGCUAAUGUUGUGUCAAUAAAUGUUGCUAGCUAAUAGCUAUCUUGUCUUCAUUCAUUCAAAGAGUCGUUGGAGGAUUCGCCAGUGUUGGACUCCCUGGCAAUAUGACGCUCUUUCAUUUCGGGAAUUGCAUUGCCUUGGCUUAUUUUCCCUACUUUAUCACCUACAAGUGCAGUGGAUUGUAAGUAUCAGCACCUCUGAUACGUAAACCUCUGUCUUCAUGGUUGUUCUUUCCAGCUAUAUAAACUGCAUUAGAUUACUUUGUUAUUGACCCCAUACAUUUAGCUACUGAACAUGUCGUUUUUAUGAUCUGUUCACUUGCUAGCCACCCUUAUUUUAGAGGGUGAAAUGUUAAUCUACUUGGAAAUGUCUGCAGAUUGGGAGGAGGUCAGCCAAUCAUCCGCCACUAUAGGCAACCAUGUGUCUGUAUACUAGAAUGUUUUGAACAAUGUCUCUCUCUAUCCCUAUUAUAGAUCAGAAUACAAUGCAUUCUGGAGAUGUGUUCAAGCAGGAGCUACCUACCUAUUUGUGCAGCUAUGCAAGGUGAGCAUUGACGACCAAACUGUCUGUUUUCUGAAAAACAAUAAAAGUAUCAUCAUUCUGUUGAAAGAACUGAUGAUCACAUUGGGAUGCAGACUAAACACUGCUUUGAUUACUAAUAUGUAGCCUACUAGUUAAUGUGUCCUACUAGGGCGGCAGGUAGCCUAGCGGUUAGUAACCGAAAGGUCGCUGGUUUGAAUACUCAGCCGACAAAGUGAAAAUUCGGUUGAUUUGCCCUUGAGCAAGACACUUACCCCUAAUUUGCUCCAGGGGCGACGUACUACUAUGGCUGACCCUGUAAAACAACACGUUUCACUGCACCUAUCCGGUGUAUGUGACAAUACAAAAAAAUUUUUUUUGUUACUGCAUUAACAAUAUCUCUGUUCCAGAUGCUGUUUCUUGCCACAUUUUUCCCCACAUGGGAGGGAGGAGCUGGCGUGUACGACUUUGUUGGUGAGUUUAUGAAGGCCACGGUGGACCUAGCUGACCUUCUGGGCCUGCAUCUGGUCAUGUCCAGGAACGCUGGGAAGGGAGAGUACAAGAUCAUGGUGGCAGCGAUGGGAUGGGCCACAGCAGAGCUUGUUAUGUCAAGGUACGUUCUCUUUCUCUAUCUUUCUCUGUCCCCCUGCUGUUUCUCUUUCUCUCUCAUUGGGUGCAUUCCAGAUUCACAUUCAUUUCUGCCAAGGUCUGCGAAGAUUAGUCGUUCACUGCCCAAGCUCAGUAGUAUAGUUGGCAGUUUGUUUAAUUGCAAUGGUGUCUCUUGUAUUUAAUCCUCUUGCCCUGUCAUCCAGGUGUAUACCUCUAUGGGUGGGUGCCAGAGGCAUUGAGUUUGACUGGAAGUACAUACAGAUGAGCUUCGACUCCAACAUCAGCCUGGUAAUACUUAGAUAAUGAAUACUCAUCAAUAUAACAUUUCCGGUGGAGGGCUUGGAAGAGGUCUAGUUUUUAAGGAAAUUCGGUGUCAUGUCUGCUAUUUCAGGUGCACUAUAUCGCCAUGGCAGCAGUGGUGUGGAUGUUCACGCGGUACGACCUCCCGAAGAGCUUCCGUCUGCCUGUGACUGUACUCCUUGGGCUGUGUGUAUACAAGGCCUUCCUCAUGGAGUGAGUAUCACAUACUUCAACGUACCCAGGGAAGGGAACUGUGGAACUGCAUACUGAAGAAAUUGUCACCCUCACAGCACUGGUUUUGAGCUCAUCGUGCUUAUCUUUUCUGGGGAGGGGACUGAGGUUUUUCUGUACACCACUAGAGAGCAUUAUAAACACUGAUGGCUACAGUUGUGUAACGGUCGGGAUGACCAACCCCUAUUUUUCGGAAAGAAACGACAUUAUUGAAAUGGUACUGAAAACAAUGACGCCUCCAAGUUCAUGUCAUAAUCCAUCAUAAUAAUAUGACGUUAGCAACAAUCAGUUACAUAGUAGCCAACAACUGACAUAUUGGUAUAAAACAAAGCUACACAACCGUCAUAAUAAUUGUUCAUAGACACCUACUUAUUUCCUCUAACUUCUCUCAGGUUGUUUGUCCAUGUGUUCCUGCUGGGGAGCUGGACAGCCCUCCUGGUGAAGGCGGUGCUCACUGGAUCCAUCUCCCUCUGUUCCCUCUUCCUCUUCGUCACACUGGUGCACAGCAACUGAGACCGGCUGGGACCUCAAACAAAGAGGUUCUUUAACACACACACACAGGGCCUUUCUACCAGACUGCGCCUGUACAGAUGGAUUUUGUAUCUCUCAGAAAGACGGCAGUAAUAUGAGCAUUCAUGAUUUUAUACUUUUUUUAAUGUUAUGAUACUUUUUUUUAUGUACGAUUUAUUAUUGUGCUGUAAUUAGUACGGUAGAUUGAGUAUUUAUAACAAGUGGAUGCCUCUUAAGCGCUGUAGUACAGUUACUAAACUACUUUGACAUGGAAGCUGAUGGUACAAUACUUUUGUUACUCUGUGUGUGCUCAGCUGCAUUACUGCAGGUAUGAAAGAGAUUAACUUAAUCUCAUUCGACAUGAUGAAGUACAAAUGUUGGUGCACUUUGUCACAUGACUGAAGCAGCGUAAUGGCUUAUUUAUGUUGUCGUAAGAUUACAUAAAACAUGGUAGCAGUGGGUUAUCCUACUCUAUGGACAUUUUCUUAGUGAGGUGUGAGUGAAUGGACAAUAAAUGACUUAAUAUGCUACUUUUGAUUGUGCACAGUGUGCUUAUUACACAAGAUAGACAAUGUUUUAAUUAGAUUUUGUAUAGUAUUUCUACAAAAGGCAGGAGAUAGAGGUCAAAUUUGUACUCAACUUUGAGGUGUAGUUCAGGCUCCUCAUAUGAGAGCUCUAUGUAUGGUGUGGUGUUUUAGGGAGAAGAUAAUCAAAUUAACUUCACAGCUGACUUACACGCAUACUAUUACUACAAACCCCAUUAUGUACUGUGGGCCCAGUUUUGCUGGUUUCCAUGGCGACUUGGUGUCUGCACAGUAGUGGACUUGUCCUUGAAUGAUGAGUACUCAUUGUGUCCAGAUUCCCACUCAUGUUGCCUUUCCAAUCGGAAGUAUCGGCGCUCCACACCUACCACCAGAAUGCCACUUCUAAGAUAAUAGAUUUGUUCCCCUUGUAGUUAGCCUUACAAUGACCAGUCUAGUCUGUAUAUAAACCUGUUGACCAGUCUAGUCUGUAAAGAAACCUGU
Coregonus sp. 'balchen' is the source of this 3518-nucleotide messenger RNA. The record is from the annotation of a GenBank genome assembly. Lineage: Eukaryota; Metazoa; Chordata; Actinopteri; Salmoniformes; Salmonidae.